Messenger RNA from Rhizophagus irregularis DAOM 181602=DAOM 197198, 932 nucleotides. RefSeq lists its product as uncharacterized. The record is from RefSeq and is a predicted model, not a curated record. Lineage: Eukaryota; Fungi; Glomeromycota; Glomeromycetes; Glomerales; Glomeraceae.
UUUUAAAUUCACAACUAUUUGAAAUAAUGCCGACUUGGUCAUUAAGUUCUGACUUCUCUCUUAUACAUAAUCCUUCUUCGGUAUGGUCCUUCGGCUCAAAGCCUGCCGGUCAUCACGUAACCGGAAUGUUCAGCUUAUUUACACACUUAGAUCCGGAACCAAAUGACUAUAGCGAAAUAAUCGCCUGGUUUGGGAGUGAUACCAUAUGGUAUACUCACUGGCUUGGCGUUUAUUAUAACACUAAGCCAAUGAAUAUUAUCCUAAAGGAACCGAAUACUAACAUUAUGACAUUUACUGCCAACGGUGUAGCUAUGCACCCAGGAGACGAUGGUAGAUUCUCAGUCGUAAGAUUCACUGCACCAAAGGAUGGGAAUUAUGUCCUAGACACAACAUUUACACAUAUCCAUAAUUGUGCACUACAUUCAGGAGUUUACAUAGUAUAUAAUAACCUGACGCUUUGGGAAAUAGGCUUAGCUGGUCCUGGAGAUUCAAAAUCGUUCAAAACAACUGAUAGUUUUACUGUUAGAGCAAAUGAGCCUAUCGACUUGUUGGUCUAGAUAAUAUCUUCAAUUGUGAUAUGACUCUUGCUCGUGUGGAUAUUCAUUUAUUAGAAAAUCAAAUAGAAUUUCCCGUAAUUGCUGGAUCAAUCGGAUUUGUAUUGGGUAUUAUUGUUACUACUAUUCUACUUUGUAUCUAUUACCGAUAUCGUGGGAAUAGACAGAACGGUAAUGCUGGUUAUGAGGUUAUCGGCUAAGUGUAAAUUGUGAACUUAAGAAGAUUUUUUUAUUUGUUUAUUUAUUUAUUUUAUGAAAAAUCAACCUCAAUAAUUUUAUUAAUAAUAAUCUGUAUUAUAGUAUAAUGUAAAUUUCCAAAUGUAUCAUAUUGAUAUGGUUAAAAAAAUAAAGGCGUUUAUUAGAAAUGUAAUAUAAAAA